AUGCCGGGCAGCGCCGCCGCCGCCGCCGCCGCCGCCUUCCCCCCCGCCGGCUGCGCGGCCGCGGCCCGGCGGCGAAGGGCGGCCCGCAAUGGCUCGCCGCCGGCUCCGGGACCCCGGUGCCACCUGCUGGGGGAAGGCGGCGCGCAGCCCGGCGCGCCCCGCGGCUGUUCCGCCAGCCCCGGCCAUAAGCCGCCACCCCGAAGCCCGGCCCGGCCCGGCCCGUCGCCACACGACACGCCGCGGGGAAGGCUGAGCCGGCGCCGCCGGGCCCCGCCGCGGGGGCGGCGGAGAGGGGGGCUGGAGGGACGGGGGGCUGAGAGGGCAGCGCCAUUUUGUGUCCCCCUCUCCCGCCGCCUCCCUCCCCCGCUCCCUCACACACACACACACCCCCGCUCCGGGCACUUGCGUGCUCUCCCUGCCGUGCCCCGCCGCCGCCACAGGUUCCCCUUCCCGCCCCCCCCCCCCCGGGAAGGCGCUGCGGCUCCCCGGCGGGCAGGGGCGGCGGGGUGCCCGGCCGUGAGGGAGCGGCGGCCUCUCGUCGUUAUCGCAACAACGUGCCCGCUUGCGUCGGGGACCGAGGCCUGGAGGAGCGCGCUGACCCGCCGGCCGAGCUUCGCCCGCGUUAGCUAAGCGUGGGUCGCCGUAGCAAGAGGGAGAGAGCCUCAGUUCUCCGGAGGAGUGAGAUUUAGGGCGUCUGGCAGCCUUCCGAUGGUCACCAGGAGGUCACCGUAGCCACACGGGUGGCCCAAACGCAGCUGAAAUUAGCGCUUUGAUUUAUUCACCACUUGACGCCUUCAGCCAUACUUCCCGUUCGCUUACUGCACUAAAUUCGUUGCUGGUGUAGCAUUUUUUUUUUUUUACAGUCAAGAGUGCUUUUGCCUGUUGCCUGUAGAGGAAGGACCCAGGCUUUUACAGUUCCGACUACCGAUAACUGAAAACACAGCUCCCGAUCAUCAUCUUGUGUUUUACGUUGUAGUCAGGCUGUGUUAUGACAAGGAGAAGAGUAUGUGAUACUUGCGUACGCCUACUCGAACAGAUGCAAAUGCAGAUCUUCCCUUGGUCUCCUCAGAGUACCCAGGAGAAUCCCAUUCAUGGCUCCAGUAAUAUUGACUGGCCCUGUCACUUGGAAUAGUGACAUAAAAUUAGUAAGAGGAAAGCAAAUUGAAUAUUAACAAUCGUGAUUUGUGCCCUGACUGUGUGCAUAGACACAGUCAGACCUGAAUUCUCUUGUGCAAGGUGCUGUCCAAAUGCCACACAGAGGGUAUGCCCGGUUCCGAAAAGCAAAAUCGGGAAGUAGGCUUAAUGGUGAAGCAAUAUCAGAAAAUAUGCCUAAUGGUAAAAUUUAUUAGACUCUGGAAAAUUAAAUUCAUGAGGGAGGUUAUGGAAACCUCACAGAUUGGGUAAGGGUGUAAUUUUCUAUUAAAUUGCUAAGUGGAAAAUCCCAGAGGCAAUCAAUAUGCUACUUUUGGAAUUUUCCUAAACUUUGCUGUAAGACUUUGUGAAAGGAAACUGGGCUAACGUACUAUUUAAAAUCCUGCAUUAUAUAUUUUUGGGAGGAUGCUGAAGCAGCAAAGGUAGAUGGAUGUCAUAUGCUGUUUGCUAAAUUGCGUGGGUCCAAUUAAUCUCUGGUAGAGCACAGUGAAUUCAGGUCUGAAAUGUAGCAGCAGUGUGCCUAAAUUUUGUGUACAAAAAGAGUAUUUUCUCUUUCUGUCUUUUUUUUUUUUUUUUUUUUUAAUCCCCAAACAGUCUGCUGAUUCCUGUCUGCUAACUUUAUUUACAAGACUUAGAGCAUUGCUGAAACUGUUGUGUUUGACUCUCAUCCUUCCUGGGACAAUAGGAGAAUUUUUAUAAAGCAUAAGGCCUUCAUUUACUGUUCAACUCACAUGAUAGGCUUUAUCCUGCAUUUGCCAAAGGAAUGUGCUACAAAAAUAAAAAGGUCUUUUCUGUUUUCCUCCGCUA
This is a messenger RNA of Aquila chrysaetos chrysaetos, 1959 nucleotides long. RefSeq names its product atherin-like. The transcript is spliced from 2 exons. The record is from RefSeq and is a predicted model, not a curated record. Bases 1 to 630 code for a protein of 209 amino acids. Lineage: Eukaryota; Metazoa; Chordata; Aves; Accipitriformes; Accipitridae.